AGGCGGGGCUUGGCAGAGUACCAAUCAGAGCGCGCCUGCCGGGCGCACCAGGCGAGCGGGCCGUAAGCGUUGCUUGCGAGCGAGGGGCGCGAGGCGGGCGCAUGGCGGACCCGGUGCUGUUCGAGUUUCUGCACACCGAGAUGGUUGCCGAGCUGUGGGCCCCGGACCCGGACCCUGGCUGGGGGGUGAGCGGCACGCCGUGGCCUCGGGGUGACUUCUCCGCGGAGAAGCGGGGUGCGAUCGAGCUUUCCCGGCCGGUCGCUGCUGAGGCGGUGCGACGUGACUGGGGGCCAUGGGGAAAGAAGAGCCUGUCAGUCCUGGAGGGCCUCGGCUUCCGCGUGGGCCAGGCUCUGGGUGAGAGGCUGCCCCGGGAGACCCUGGCCUUUAGGGAGGAGCUAGAUGCCCUCAAGUUCCUAUGCAAAGACCUGUGGGCGGCCAUGUUCCAAAAGCACAUGGAUGGACUCCGCACCAACCACCAGGGGACCUAUGUGCUGCAGGACAACAGCUUUCCCCUCCUCAUCACCAUGGGCUCAGGGCCACAGUAUCUAGAGGAAGCCCCCAAGUUCCUGGCCUUCACCUGCGGGCUUCUGUGCGGCGCCCUCCAUACGCUGGGUUUCCAGAGCCUGGUCACUGCCUCCGUGGCUUCCCUGCCCGCCUGUAAAUUCCAGGUGGUAAUCCAGAAGUCCUGAGAAGCGCUCUUGCCCUGUCCUGACUUCAACCUCGGGAGACGGUGGCGCCUUGGCCCUGCCCAGGUGCUCACCCUUGCAGAUGGCCUCAGAGCUGGAGCUCCCAGGCUUUGAGGUCACACGUGCUUCAGACAAGGAAAUGCAGGCUGGAGGGUCUCAGGAGGCCAGGGAUGGGCAUAGAGGGACAUUAGGACAUCACCCAGAUGACAAAUGCUCAAUAAAGGUUCUUUCUGUGGCAA
Molecule: messenger RNA, 925 nt
Organism: Meriones unguiculatus (Mongolian gerbil)
Lineage: Eukaryota; Metazoa; Chordata; Mammalia; Rodentia; Muridae
Gene: Trappc6a
Product: trafficking protein particle complex subunit 6A
Exons: 6
Coding region: 102-689 (195 amino acids)
Biological process (GO): endoplasmic reticulum to Golgi vesicle-mediated transport; regulation of GTPase activity
Cellular component (GO): trans-Golgi network; TRAPP complex; cis-Golgi network
Source: RefSeq, a predicted model, not a curated record